Synchiropus splendidus (mandarinfish) is the source of this 1584-nucleotide messenger RNA. It is a transcript of the gene enosf1, whose product is annotated as enolase superfamily member 1. Lineage: Eukaryota; Metazoa; Chordata; Actinopteri; Syngnathiformes; Callionymidae. The coding region runs from base 46 to 1359 and encodes 437 amino acids. The transcript has 16 exons. Gene Ontology annotation, molecular function: L-fuconate dehydratase activity; magnesium ion binding. The record is from RefSeq and is a predicted model, not a curated record. Gene Ontology annotation, biological process: amino acid catabolic process; carbohydrate catabolic process.
GCGGGGUUUCCGGCUGCCCUGCAAUGCUGUUCGUGCUAAAUCAAAAUGUCGCGCAAAAUUGUCGGUUUAACAGUUCGAGACGUGAGGUUCCCGACCUCUUUGGAGCAACAUGGUUCAGAUGCGAUGCACACUGACCCGGACUACUCAGCUGCCUAUGUGGUUCUGGACUCGGACUGUGGACUGAGGGGGUUCGGUCUCACUUUUACUUUGGGGAAAGGAACCGAAAUAGUUGUGUCGGCUAUAGAGGCGCUGGCAGGACUGGUUGUUGGAAAAUGUUUACAAGAAAUUGUCGGUGACUUUCGUGGAUUCUAUCGCCUUCUGACCAGCGAUGGCCAGAUGAGAUGGCUCGGACCAGAGAAAGGCGUGAUCCACCUGGCAACUGCUGCAGUCCUGAAUGCUGUCUGGGACCUCUGGGCAAGAGCGGAGGGCAAGCCACUUUGGAAGCUGCUGGUGGACAUGGAUCCAAAGACCCUUGUUUCAUGUAUCGACUUCAGAUACAUCACAGACGUGUUGACUGAGGAGGAGGCGCUCAAACUUUUAAUGAACGCACAGGAAGGGAAGCAGCAGCGAGAGGCGGAGAUGCUCUCAGAAGGCUACCCUGCCUACACCACUUCCUGUGCCUGGAUUGGCUACUCCGACCAGCAGCUCCGACAGCUCUGCACAGAUGCCCUGGCGUCAGGCUGGACCAAGUUUAAAGUCAAGGUCGGAGCGGAUCUACAGGACGACACCCGCAGAUGUGGACUUGUGCGACAAAUGAUUGGCCCUGAUAACAUUCUGAUGAUAGAUGCUAACCAGCGGUGGGAUGUGGAUGAGGCCAUCAGCUGGGUGAAGAGCCUGGCUCAGUUCAAGCCUCUCUGGAUUGAAGAGCCCACGUCUCCUGAUGACAUCCUUGGCCACGCUGCCAUUUCAAAAGCUUUAGCUCCGCUGGGGAUUGGUGUCGCGUCAGGGGAGCAGUGUCACAACAGAGUGAUGUUCAAGCAGUUCCUGCAGGCGUCUGCACUGCAGUUCAUCCAGAUCGACAGCUGUCGACUCGCCAGUGUCAAUGAGAACCUGGCGGUGCUGCUCAUGGCUCACAAGUUCAGGGUGCCUGUGUGCCCUCACGCUGGAGGAGUCGGCCUCUGUGAGCUGGUCCAGCAUCUGAUUCUCUUCGACUACAUCUGUGUUUCUGCAAGUCUCAAUAAUCGCAUGUGCGAGUAUGUGGAUCAUCUUCAUGAGCACUUCACCAGCCCUGUGAUGAUUCGGGAUGCCCACUACAUGCCCCCGAAGGAUCCUGGUUAUUCUUGUGAGAUGCUGGAAACAUCCGUGCAACGACACCACUUCCCUGAUGGUGACGUUUGGAAAAGGCUCCUAAAGAAAUGAAUAGUUAUUUUGUCACCAAACAGGAAGUAUAUUAGGUAUCCUAGCCUAUUGCACAGGUGGAACAGCCGGAAAUACAAUCACACUUGUAUUAAUAACUAGCAUUUUAAUCAUUGCUUUUGUGACUGAGAAUGCACAUUCUAAUGUUAAUUUAACUGUUCAUGAACUUUGCUUACAAAAGCAACAAAACACUCGUACCUCAGUGAACUGUACCGUGCUGUGAUGCUU